Messenger RNA from Funneliformis geosporum, 1311 nucleotides. Lineage: Eukaryota; Fungi; Glomeromycota; Glomeromycetes; Glomerales; Glomeraceae. The record is from the annotation of a GenBank genome assembly.
AUGACCGAGAUCGAAAAUUCUACCUCUAUUCAAAUUCCACAGACAAAAGGUAAAGGUAAAGCCAUCGAAGAAGAUAUAGUUGCAGAUAAACCUAAACCAGCUAAUCAAGUAGCAGUCGAAUAUCAACUUAAGGCUAUCGAGUGGAUUGAACCUUCUUCGGGAAAAAUUCGAAAACUAAAAGUUAUCACGCAAAAUGAGAAUGGACCUUGCCCUUUAUUAGCACUCUGUAAUGUAUUGCUUUUGCGAGGAGAUAUUGAAAUCAAACCAUAUGAUCGACCAACUGUUACUUACGAUUUUCUCGUAGAAUUAUUAGGAGAUUAUUUAUUGAAAUCAAUUCCACAAGGAGAAGCUGAGGUACAUAUAACAAAUAAAGUUCAAUGUAUCGCUUUAGAAAAUGGUGUGGCGGAAAAAGGGAAUCAUCAAACUAAUGGUGCUUUCGAUUUAACAAGGCCAUCUUUGCAAGAUUAUCAUCAUACACUCAACGCUGCUCUAUCUAUCAUUCCAUCAUUACAAACUGGGUUAGAUGUAAAUGUUCGAUUUAACUCAAUUCACGGAUUUGAACCUACUGCGGAAUUAUCUGUCUUUGAUGUUUUCCAUGUAGAUCUGGUUCAUGGAUGGGUAGUAGACCCUCAGGAAGAAGAUACUUGGAAUGUAGUUGUUGGAAAAUGUAGUAGCUAUAAUAGAGCGGUAGAAUGUGUUGUCGGAGGUGAUUCUGUGAGCAAAGGUGUUGUGGUAGAAAGUUCUAAUAAAGCUUCAAACAAUGGUUUUGAGAAUUCGCAGGAAACUCUAAAUGAUGAGGAUAGUGUUAGAGUACGUGAUGCUCUAAUUACUUCUCAAUUUUUGGAAUCUACUGCGACACAACUCACAUAUCAUGGUUUGUUAACAUUAUCCGAAACUUUACCGCCAGGAAACCUUUGCGUAUUUUUCCGGAAUAAUCAUGUGAUCACUGAUGCAGGAUUUGUUCAUGAAAGAUCUGUAGUAUGGGAAUCUCUUAGUGAUGUUGAUCAAAAAGCUUCAGAAUUUGUAAAUGGACAAUUUCAAAAAGGUGAAGCUACAGGCGGUGAUUAUGUAGACGUAAUAGAAGAACAUAACGACUUGAUGGGAGGUGGUGAUCAAGAUUAUGCUUUAGCUUUAAGUCUUCAACAACAAGAAGAAGAACAAGCAGCCGAGUAUCGACGUCAAAAAGAACUACAACGUAAACAAGAAGAAGCACAAAGAAAACAACAACAAAAGAAAAAUCAUAUUUUACCUGAUGAUUCUAAUCCACAAACUUCAACUAGCAGAUUAAAAUUAUUUUUAAUGACAUUAUAA